GCGAUCGCAAACGUGUGUGUUUUCCGUGUGUUUUAAAUUAAAAAUAAUAAUCAAUUUUGCGAUGGGUUGGGUUCUGGAUUCAUUUUCCUGAUCACCAGUCUUGCACACGCCUAGUGGGCAUUUAAAGACAAAAUGGGAGAUAUAAUAUGUGCUGGUAGGACCAAAUUGUUGGAGGAGGGGAUGAAUGCUGGUGAUGGAUGCCAUUUUGCCAGCCUGUUGGCGAUAUCAGUUGAAAAACCACCGCCGUUUCAGAGAACGGAAAACGGAAAAGUGCACAACCCAAAAUUAUGCUAAAAUAAAUACAACAAGUACGGAAAAAAAAAUAAAAAAAAAACAAAAAAACGAAAAAAAACGAAUCCACACAUAAAGGCAGCAGAAGCAACAACAAAAGAAAAUCACAAAAGCGAAGAGAAAACUUCACGAGGAAUUCACGAAUUUGCAUUCGAAUUUUUAGUUUUUGGACCUGAAGACCCGAGGACCUGAAGAGAACUUUGGAACCGGACCAGCACAGGACCAAGCCGUGUGCCAAUUUAUGCGGCCAUAAAAGUUAAAGGGGAAAUCAUCCAAAGCAGGGGUGCAGGAGAAUCACUUAACCAACUGCAGAGACAGUCGCAGCAUUAGAGGACGUGCCGGGCAUGCCGAACGGGCCCUCAGUCCUUAGCCCCGCGAGUCCCCAGUUUCAGGCCACAGUCUUAGCCACAUCCACAUCCCCAUCCCCAUCCGUAGUCGCAGCAUCGGCAGCAUCGGCAGCAGGAGCCGGAACAUGAUGUAGGAGACCGAGGAGGGACAACGUUCUUGUUGAUGAUGCGCCAUUGCCAUCGACUUGUCUGCCCCUUUGAGCCUUCGAGAGCUGCCACCAGAGAGGGAGGAGAGCCAGAGCCAGAGCCAGAGCCUGCUGCCUAGGCCCCGAAUCGGACCAAUUUAUAAUUGUGAAUCAUAACGACGCCAGAUACAGAUACAGAUACAGAUACAGAUACACAAGCAGUGCCAUUGCCAGUGCUAGAGCCAGGGCCAGAGCCAGAGUCAGGGCAAGAGCAAAGGCUUUGCAUACGCAGAAAGUUUCCAAGUGAUUAAUUUCACAAAGGGAUUCGACAGAAGCAGGAGAAGGAGCAGCAGGAGCAGGAGCAGAAGCAGAAGCAGCAACUUAAGCCAAUUACGCAAGUGAUAAGAACGAAAUAAAGCAAGGGCCGGGGCAGGGGCAGCGCCAGAUGCCGCCAUGAGUUUCCUCAGCUCUAUGCAGCAGUAUGUAACAAGUGGCAUCUCGAGCCUGGGACUCGGCAAUCGACGCUUCUCCCUCUCCCGCCAGGAGUCCAGCGAGCAGCAGUCGGGAGGCGUUGGCGGCGUCCCACCUGGUGGCAUCGCUGCCGCUACACCUCAGCCACCGUUUGCCCCGCAGCAGCAGCUGCAACAACAGCCGCUGCCACUGCCGUUGCCACUUCAACAACAGCAGCAGCAGCAACAAUUGCUGCUGCAGCAGCAGCAGCAACAGCCGCCACACGGCCACCCACCGCUUCAGCAACAGACGAGCAUUGGCAGUGGCCUGGGCAUAGGACUAGGUGCAGCUGCCGUUUAUGGGGCACCGGCCACACCCAUCGCAGGAGUGGGAGCCACAGCGAGCGGCAGCAAUUAUCCAUCCGGCGGCGUAGUAAUCGGCAACCCGAAUGCCACAAAUCCAUUGCUGGGCUAUCCCAAAACUGGAGCUGGUUGCACCUCCACAUCCGCUUCCGGCAGCGGCGGCACACCCCAGUCCCGUCGCCAAUCGCGCGCCCUGGAAUGCCUCGCCCCGCCGCGCACCGGCUCGUUCCGGCAACGCAACUCGCCGCUGCACCAAGUGGAUCCGCCGCCACGCCCACCGUUGGCCUUCUGCAAGCGUCGCCUGAGCUGGCCCGAGGUGGACCCGCGCUCCAAUUCCGGAGUACAGGAAACGGAUGGCUCGUAUUUUGAGAACUUUACAUCGCUCGGCUGGAAACGUGAAAAUCGUCGCAUGUCAGCCACGCGUGCCGCCGAGGCACGUGCCGAGGCUAAUCCCGAAAAUGAACGUGAUCCGCCGGCGCCUGAGGAGUCCAUUGACCGCCAGGACGAGAAGGAGAAACUGUAUGCGGAGGUCCUGCAUACCAUUGCAAAUACGGUGGGCGCCCCAGCACCGGGCGGACAGUUUGCACAUUACAAGGAUGAGAUGUAUCUGCAUGCACAGCGCGCCUUUGGUGUCAAUCCGGAUCGUCAUUAUCGCCUGCUGCAUGCCUCCGCCGAGGAUAAACCAAAGAUAAUCGUACUCUCUGCGGUGGUAAUCGAGGCUGAUGGCCUGGAGGCAAAGGAUGCCAAUGGUUUCUCGGAUCCGUACUGCAUGCUGGGCAUCCAGCCGGACGGUGACGGUUGUCCGCCCGUGUCGCCGCUGCCGCUGCCGCCGACACCGCGAGCCCUAUCGGCGGACAUGAGCGGUGGCUUUGACAACAGCGCCACGGAUUCGCCGCCGCACCGAAAGCAUAGCUUCCGGCUUAGCUUCAAGCGGCGGGAGGCGGGUCGACGGGAGCAGCGCGACUCACUGGGCGGCCCGGUGCCCGCCAAGCUCAUCAAGGCGACCAGCAUCAAGCCGCACACGCUGACCCCCAAAUGGAAUGAGAAGUUCAAAUUUGACAUAGAUGACAUCAACACGGACACCUUUCACCUGGACAUCUGGGACCACGAUGACGAAAGCUGCGUCCUGGACGCCGUCUCGCGACUGAACGAAGUUCGUGGCGUGCGCGGACUGGGGCGCUUCUUCAAGCAGGUCUGCCAGUCGGCGCGUCAGGGCUCCCAGGACGAUUUCCUCGGCUCGGUGAACAUAGCCAUAUCGGAUAUACCCUCCACCGGGCUGGACGCCUGGUUCAAGCUGGAGGCACGCAGCCACCGCAGCACCGUGCAGGGACGCAUCCGUCUCAAGCUGUGGCUCUCGACACGCGACGAUCGGGGCAAUAUCGCCGAGGAGAAUCACGAGCACCAGAUGCACAAGGUCGAACAGCUGCAGAUGGUGUUCAUGCAGCACGAGGUGACCACCCACGAGCCCUCGUGGACCUGGUGCGGGGACCUGCCGGGUCCGGCCCUAACCAUACUCCAUCAGUUGGCCGUGCAGGGAGAUCUAUCGGACCUGCAUUGCGCCAUGGCCAGAUAUGUGGCAGCGGCCAAGUUGAAUCGAUCGACACCAUUGGACCCGAAGUUCCUGCACCGUCUGCUUGGCGAUGUGGAGAAGCAAUGGAAUCAGCCCAAUCAGGAGGCCUUGAGUCGGGAUCUGGAGCAGUGGCUGGCCGAGGCGAUGAAUGGAUUUGUGGAGCGUUCGCUGAACCAGAUCCGGCGGCACAGGGACAUCUUUCCGGCCCUGAAUCCGCCCUCGCUGAUACGCCUGGAGUUCCUGCUGCGCUGCCUGGGACUGCUCGGCUCGAUGCGGGCCUUUCGGGCCGUCUGCCCCUUCAACAAGGGCGUGCGCGGCGAGGUGGUGAAUGCCCUGCGCAAGGGCUCCGUCAUGUGGGGCCAGAAUGUGCUCCGCGAGUCGCAAUGCUUGCCCAAUCCAUUAUCGAAUUUCGUAACAACAUUAACGGCCGACAUCCAGCUGGGACAGACGUAUUACCAUGCCCUCUUCGACAACACGAACGGGAUACAGUACUUCAGCAUUAUCUACAAACAAUACGAUGCGAUGGUGGGCGAGGAGCUGUACAGCCGCAUGGCCGCCGGCCAGGUGCCAGGUGUGCGGAUGAACCUGUCGCAGUAUGCCGUGCUCGAGGGCGACGCGGAGCCGGUGGACACGAAGCCGUUUGAAUUGUUUCUGGCUCUGCAGGAGUUCUGUCAUUUGAAACGGCACCUGUCCGCCCAGCCGCAGCCGCCGGAGAAGCCGCUGGCCCUGAGCAACAGCCACGAAUGGUUCAUCCCCACCUUUGAGCGCUGGAUGAUGGUGAGCAAGGCGAAGGCCCUGCAGCGGAUCCGCGCAGCCAUCCGCAUGGACGCCAUCUGUGAGGGCGAGCGCAUAGUCAGGUACAGCAGCUCCUCGGUGGACACGGCCAGCACUCUGCUGAACAUCAAGGAGUUCUGGAAGGUCAUCAACUGGCCGGACGAGGACACGGCCAUCAUGCUGGAGUCGCAGCUCAUCGACGUGGUCUGCUCGGCGGCCAUGCACUACUGCGACCUCAUCCAUACCGCGCUGGCGGACAGCGGCUACUACGAGCAGCAGGGCCCGUUCCGCUGCUCGGACGACAUGUGCGUGACCGUCAACAAUGUGGAGUAUGUGCGUCGCACCCUGGCCGAGUUCCGCUCGGAUGAACAGCCCCUGGAGGAGUCGGCCGACAACCUCCUGGAGUCCAGCCUGACCCACAUGGAAAACCGCACCGAGCGCAUCCUCUCGAAGCUGGCUCCGCUCAUGCAGAUGUCGCUGCAGAAGGCGGUGUUCCAUCUGGCCUGGUCGCCAGACUCCUUGCCGGCAAAUCAGGCGAUUGUGCCGCUGCUGGAGUACUUGGACUGUCACCUGGCGGCGCUCAACAGCGCCCUGCUCACCAAGAACUUCAACCGAUCGCUGCGCUUCAUCUGGAAGACGGUUCUGGGCGAGAUGUCCCGCCAAAUGGAGACGGGCGACGAGACGGACAAGCCCACGCACUUCCACAAGCGUCUCUACGAGGCCCUGCAGCUGCUGGUGGACUUUUUUCACGCCGAGGGCCAGGGCCUGCUGCUGGAGUGCCUGCACACGGACGACUUCUGGCGCAUCGAGCAGCGGCUGCAGUUCCACAAGACGGACACGGAUCGGCUCAUAGACAUGUUCUACAUGAACCGCCUGCGAGAGCAGCUAAUGGCCGUAAGUCCAAGUCCGUACGGUUCGCUGGCCGUGCGGGCCUACUUCAAUCACGAUUCUCUGUGUGUGGAGGUCCUGCAUGCCAGGGAUGUGGUGCCACUGGAUCCGAAUGGGUUCAGCGAUCCGUUUGUGGUCAUUGAACUGCUGCCACGAAGGGUCUUCCUGCACUGCAUGGAGCAGCAGACAAACGUCCACAAGCGAACGUUGAACCCCAUCUUCGACGAGUGUUUUGAGUUCUCUGUCACCUUGGAGCAAUGCCUCACCGAUGGCGCCAUGAUCUGCUUCACGGUCAUGGAUCACGAUGUCCUUACGGCCAAUGAUUUCGGCGGGGAGGCCUACCUGGCCCUGGGCAAUAUACCCGGCGUGGAGGCCUACAGCACCAGUGUGGACAACUUUCAUGGCCUAAAGCAGAUCGAGCUGCCCCUCAUGCAGCAGAAGGAUAAAUGCAAUCCCAUUUUGCAAAUCCUUGAGCUGCGCGUCAAUGACAAACAGGCCCAGGACUUUGUGCGCAAGCAAAAGGCACGAUUUAUCACUUGAUUUUAAAGGACACGACAGGACAGGAAAGGACAGAACGAACCGUUUGUAAAACGUGUAUUUGAGAUCAAAGAGAUCAAAGUGUGGAAAGUAUGGUGGAUCGUGCAAUGUAAUUGCAUUGAUGGCGAUAAAUUAACCAAAAAGCUACUCGUUAACUGUAUCCAAACCAGCACUGUAUGUAUUGUACUUAAUCUAGUUGUUUGACAAAGACUCCAACUACCCCUACCCCUCGCCCUCUUCCUCCCCCAAUGGGGGAGUCCCCCGUUCUUCUCUUGUGUUUGUAAAUGUUAGCGAAAUAUCGAAAUCGAAAUGAAAUUCCAAUGGUGCAAAAGUAACAAGUAAAUGGGACAUGAAAUGCAUUUCCUGCUCUACACAAAACGUUGCUUGAACAAAAUUAUAAGUAAACUAGGGACUACAUAUAUAUGUGUGUGUGUAUGUAGGUGCUUAGUAUGUAUUGCUGAAGUUGUCACAAUUAGGCAAUCAAUGAAAAUUUAUGAAAAGAAAUCAAACAGACAGAAACAGACACAACCACAACACUAGAGAUACCUACUCCAGCACCCAGAUGCGUUUUGAAGACUUUUAACAUGGACACAAUGAAAGGGUUUCGGACUACCGGAACUUGGGAUAGACGCCACACAACAUUUUUGGGUCAAUUUAAACUAUACGAAAAAUAUAUCAAUAUACACACAAUUUUAAAAUAGGGAAAACUCAACCUCCUGUCUACCAUAAGCCAAGAAACAAUCAAAAAAAAACUCCGAGCUUCUUUGAAACCCCGCCCCUCCCCCGUUAAAACACACGAACACUUACCAAUACAAAGGAAACCUAUUUAUAAUAUAAAUAUAUAUAUGUAUAUGUAUGAAGAUGUAUGUGUAUGAUGUAUACAAUUUAUAUCACGCCCAAAGGACAGUGUAACUAAGUCUAAAGUAUAUUUGUAAACUAUUUUCUGAGCACAGAUUUUGUAUAAAUUUAUUAGAUACACACACGCUUGUCCCCACCCCACCCUCACCCAACCCAACACUCUCCUCCCCAGAGAGGCAGCCUUCAGCUCUUUUGCUUAUACACAACUUAGGGCAUUUCCCCCCACCAAAAACAGACUCCCCUCUACUGUAGAGCCCCAUCCCGAAUUGUUUUUUUACCCAGAAGAAGGAGCAGAAAAGGCCUCGCUUCUAUUGUAAAUUUUGUACUAUAUACAAUGGUCUCUCUAUAAAGAAGAAACUCAAACAUAUACCUCCUACACACAGCUAUAUGUACGAGUAGUAUAUUAUGAAUAAUGGGGGGAUUGUUGUAACUGUAACUCUUAACUUUAAACUGUAGCAAAAACUUUUUAUACCUUGGCAAAGGCAUCAGCGGUCGGGGCUGAGGACAAUUUUAAGAGAAGAACUAAAAAAAACUAAGGCGAACCAGAAGAUACGAUGCGGAGAUAUGAUGCACAACAAAAGAACAAAAGAUAGGCAAAGAAAAGAAAAGAGAAGAGAAGAAAAUCCAAGUCAAAUUACAAGCUAUUUUUAAUAUUUACACUUAACUCCAGCAGGACGACGACGGGACACUUCAUGAACGUUAAUUACCAAACGAACAAAACGAGUAUUAUUGCAUACAAAUAUAAAUAUUAAUAUACAUAUAUCGAUAAAUAAUUAAUCAGUGAAUAUGCAACAAGUAUUUAGUUAGUAAGAUCAACUAUUUUUUUUUGUUCUGUAUCUUUGCACAGCCCUUAUCUCUGAGCUCUGAAACUUUCUUCAGUUCGAUUCUGUUCCGUUCCGUUUUCAGUUGAGGUUUUUCUUUCAACUUCGGUUAGGUCUGCCAUCGCCAAGACAUCGACAAAGAUCAGGAGACAAACAUCGAAGUAGAGUCAACGCCGUACUGUGCGCCUAUAAUUUCUAAAUUAUAAAUGUGUCUUUAUCGAACUGCAACUACGAUUUCCCUUUCCACUCGAGUAUCUUCCAAAAGCACUUGUUAUUUUGAACAGCUCUUCUCCGAACAGAACUACUCUGAACUCCCCCUGCUCUGAACUGCUGUCUGCUAUCUUCCAUGCUUUUUGUGCGGCUAAAAGAAAUAGUUGAGUAAAUAAAUGAAUAAAUACGAUUAUAUAGGCAAAUAUUUGCCGUACUAACCAACCCACAACCACUGUGUUGAUAUGUGUACCUAUGAUAAUUUCCUAUAUCGAAUCACACAGAGCAUAUGCAAAAUGCCGGCGCGCAAACAAUAAGAAUCUAUCAAAUUAAAUCAAUUAAAUUAUUCAUGUUACUAGCACUAGCUAAAGAGUAAAUACUACCAAAAAAGGGUAAUCGGACACCGAAAAGAAGAGCAGAAGUGUAAGCUGAUAUACGAAGUGCGAAAUGCGAACAUUUGGCCCAACCGAAGAGACCAAACGCAUUUCCCACAAACCAAUCCAAACCAAACCAAACGAAACGAAACGAAACCAAUGCAAAAACUGAACAUACAAUACGAAUAUGCAAGAAAAAUCAAGGCCAAAACAUACAUGAGUGUAUACCUACUACUAUACCAUACCUACAUAUUACUAUAGUAUAUAAUAUACAUAUUUGAGUGUACAAUUGUUGUGCUAGUUACAGAAUACAAACGAAACAAAAAAAAACAAAAAAAAACAAAUACCAAACAAAGGAACCUACAACAGAGCCCUCCUACAUGCAUAUACAUACAAUGCAAAUACAUUCUGAUUGCUAUAUAUACAAGCAACCAGCAGAAAAAAAAACCAAUAACGGCUAACUACAAGGUAUAUUUUCGAUUAUAUACGCUACAAAUAUUUAUUUAUUUCAAACUUUUACACAGAAACGAAACGAAACGAAACCAAAACCAAAACCCAUGCCAUACACAUCUAAACAGAAAACAGAAAACAGAAUACUAGGUACAUACAAUAUUUAUAAACUGUUGUAUUUUUUGUAAGCCAAGGCAGAACUACUAGACAAAAAAAAAACACUCUACCGCCGAAACUUGAUAAAGAUAUUUUGAUGAGAAACAAGAUAACAAGAACAGCAAGGAUACGAGGAUACGUAUAUUAUAUAGUUUUUUUAAAUGUGAAUACAUUAAUAUUUAUGUGUGUAUUGCAAAUACCAACAACGGGCCACAAUUCAGGUUCCUAAGCUCCCCUCCGUUAAGAAAUAUCUGAAUAGCAAGCGACAAAAGCGACAAAAGCGACACCUAACUAAACCUAAGUACAUAUGUUUGUUUGUAUGUAUGUAAAUGUGUGUGUGUGUGUGUCAACAGCAACAGCAUCUAACAGCUAACAGCUAAUAUCAAAUCAAAAACCAAUUGCGAGCAAAUCCCUACUUAAUGUGAAUCCAACAAAAUGCUGCAGAAAGAAACAUUAUCAAAUUCAAUCAAUAAAUGUCAAUGAAUAAUUAAA
This is a messenger RNA of Drosophila miranda, 8702 nucleotides long. It is a transcript of the gene unc-13-4A, whose product is annotated as BAI1-associated protein 3. NCBI's taxonomy places the organism in Eukaryota, Metazoa, Arthropoda, Insecta, Diptera, Drosophilidae. Bases 1217 to 5347 code for a protein of 1376 amino acids. The transcript has 13 exons. The record is from RefSeq and is a predicted model, not a curated record.